Melanaphis sacchari is the source of this 1969-nucleotide messenger RNA. It is a transcript of the gene slbo, whose product is annotated as CCAAT/enhancer-binding protein. Gene Ontology annotation, biological process: DNA-templated transcription; regulation of transcription by RNA polymerase II. The coding region runs from base 965 to 1819 and encodes 284 amino acids. Lineage: Eukaryota; Metazoa; Arthropoda; Insecta; Hemiptera; Aphididae. The transcript is spliced from 2 exons. Gene Ontology annotation, molecular function: DNA-binding transcription factor activity, RNA polymerase II-specific; RNA polymerase II cis-regulatory region sequence-specific DNA binding. The record is from RefSeq and is a predicted model, not a curated record.
CGCCGUCGUACUACUACAACAACCAAUACUAUUACUACUACUACUACUACAACAAUACUUACGUAUAAUUUACUCUGUGCAACUGGUGCCGAAUCUGCGCCGGGGUAGUCGCACGCUGAACACGCGUCUGGUAGGUGCGAAUACGCUCUCGUGAUAUUGUACAGUCGUCGGCCGAUCCGUUCCGUUUUUCUAUAUCAUUCAAUAAUAAUAUUAUUUCGCGUACGCGCUGUAAUAUGAUAAUAUAAUAAAAUUAUUGUUAUUAUUAUUAUUAUUAUUAUUAUCAUAUUAUUACCAUAUUAUUGAAAUAUAUUAUUUUAAAUCUGUGCGUCUCGCGUCUUCACGAGGUAUUUACCGAGCGUUUAUUUUUUUUCACCACACGUCGAUGUGGAAAUCUAAAAAUAUAAAAUAAAUAUACAUAGAAAAUAAUUCGCAUUUUCUCUACCGCGUGUCGCGUACUUAACGAUAUCACAUUGCACAUUAUCGUUGUUAUUAACAUUUGUAUAAAACCGUCGUCCGAGUGCUGGUGCCGUCCGUAGAACUCAAUAAUAUUGUCAUCACCGUUGCCCGAAAACGAGCGCGCAUGACUACCGAACAUCAUCACAGUUCGCGCACACGAUGAACACGAUGGUCACGCCGUUUUCUUCUGCAGCCAUCGCCGUCGCCGUCUGUCAUUCGACCGCCGUGAGCGCAUCGUUCUACCGGUGACACGAGAACCAUUUGCACAUCGCCGAAGUAGGUUCAGAGGUAGGUGGUCGUCGACAACCAUACGCCAAGUAGUUCUCGUCGACACCGAAUUUCCGGGACAGUGUUACGCGUCGUUCGGAGCGCCGCACCGUGCACGCCGCUCAGCUCGCGCUCCGGUCUCGUUAGUGCGUGCGCCUGCACACCGUUGCACGCUGCACCGGCACACAUAUCGUCCCGUGCACACGCGUAGAGACGCAAUUCGCCUACACCGCAGUACACUAUGAACUCGCCACAAAUGUACGACACGGCACCGCAGCCGCACGCCCAUCAGCCGCAUCAUCAGCUCAGCCAACAAGAAUUGACGAUGGCCGCCAAGAAAGCACAGCUCGGACAGCUCAAAAACAGGUACGACAUAUCGGAACUGUCCACGCCCGAGAUAUCGCUCGACCUGCAGAACCUCAUUGACGACAGCCAGUUCAGCGAAGGGUUGUUUACGGAGAUCCUGCAACAGGGCCAGGUCAAGUUGCCCAACGGCACCGGCGGCGGCCGGAACGGCGUCAACCAGAACGGUUUCAACUCGCGCACCACGCUAGCGUACAUGCCGCAGCCCGUGCACUACGAGAGCACGCCGGCUUCCGCGGGCGGCCCCAUCAAGGAGGAACCGCCGGAGUCCGUCGAGUUCCGGAACCAGCAGCAACAGCAACAGCAGCAACAACAGCAGCAACAGCAACAACAGUACCUUAGCAACGGCCAGGGGGGCGCGUUCCAGACGUCUCCCGUGUCCAGCAACGGCAGUAGCUCGCAUCUCAAGGCCCAUCACCACAACCACCACCGGAAGUCGAGUUCCGGCAGCAACAAGUCGGUGGACAAGAACACAGACGAGUACAAGAGAAGGCGCGAACGGAACAAUAUAGCAGUUCGCAAGAGCCGGGAAAAGGCGAAGAUCCGCAGUCGUGAGACCGAAGAGAAGGUCAAACUGUUGGUCAAAGAGAACGAGCGGCUACAGAAGAGGAUAGAGCUGCUUAGCGAGGAACUCAACGUUCUCAGGUCGCUAUUCACCAACGUGGGCGUCCUGCCCGAACACCUUCACCGGGAGCUCAACAAACAUUUCGACGCUUAUCCACACUUACAGUGAACCAUCGUAUGCGUGGUUUCAAGAAAUUGGCAUCGAUGAAUCCGAUUCAAUAUCAUCUCCUCUCACACUUUUUGGUAUUAAACAGGAAUAUUUUCUGACCUGUUUUUUUUUUAUUAUUAUUAUUAUUAUUAUUAUUUCUAUUAUGAUUAU